AUGUAUGCCAGUGCCAAAGCCUGGCGUUCUGGUAAAGAUUUCAAAGCCGCAAUCCCAUACUGGCAAAGUCUCUGCGAACAAAGUAGCUUGACCCUCAUGAACUUGACUUCAAUUGAAGCCAAACUUACCGAUGAGUAUAUCGAUGGGUUAUCAAAAAUCGACCCAGACAACAACAGUACAACUACUACUGGAACCAUCGAUGAAGUGGUUCUGCUCAGUCAGCAUUACUACAAGAUAGCCUAUAAGUCUUAUGUCACACACGACUAUGAAAUCUCGAAGGACAAGCGAUUUGGAUGGGCCCUGAUGGGAUAUUGGGCAAGCGAGCGAGCCACUCGUGGGACUUAUGACCCAGAAACACGUCUUGCAAUGCGGAGUGUCGCCACCAAGAAGAACCCUAUCGCAUCAGUUUAUCACGCUUUCCGUACCUAUAUCAUGACGCCGGCUACAUUUGCCCCAGCAUCUGAUAGACAUCAGCAACUUUGGUGGUCACACGCUAUCCCCAAGCGAUUCGACGCUCUGAUCGUUUUCGGAUUCUGGGCUGUCAGUAUUAUUCUUGGCUGUGUGAACUACGAGAGCUUCGUUGGCAAUCUCGAGACACCAAAUCUCUUUCAACAGAACUGGCAGUAUACCUCUGACAGAACUGGAAUUCUUUCAUACGCCUGCCUUCCUUUCCUGUGGCUCUUUAGCGGUCGUAACAACAUCUUCCUAUGGGUCACAAACUUCAAUGUCCAAUCGUUUAACAUGUUCCAUCGCCACGUCGCUUGGGUAUGCACUAUCUACGCCAUUGUUCAUUCCAUCAAUUAUACAGUCGUGUUUAUCCUUUAUGACCCUCGAUACUACUCUGCUUGGAAGCAAAACUAUUUCUAUAUGGGCGUAGUGGCCACAAUUCUCAUGUCACUCAUGCUGAUCCAAUCUAUGACUUUAUUCCGUCGACGCUCGUAUGAGACUUUCAUCAUCAUCCAUGUUGUCUUCGCCUUGGUCACGAUAUAUGCACUUUUCCGUCAUACCAACUUUGAUGGACAAGAGUUCGUUGGUUACCUCUGGUCUCCAGUUGCCCUUUGGAUUCUGGAGCGUCUCGUGCGUUUCGGACGCCUUGCAUGCUGCAAUUUGAACGUCCGAUUUGGAAAGCAAUUCCAGUCUACAACGUCCGCUACAGUUACCUACAACGAGUCAAGCGAUUUGAUCACUAUUGAGAUGACGCCAGCUGCAACGGGAUUGAAGCCAAGCAUCGGACAACACUUUUUCUUGUAUCAACCCGUCACUUUGCGAGGCUGGGAAAACCACCCCUUUUCACUCGGUGCCUGGGUGCCUGCCUCCAAAGCCGAAACUGAGGGCUCAGCUUCGACAGCUGCUGGAAACAAACUCGUCUUCUGGAUUCGUCCGUAUGAUGGAUGGACUCGUCGACUUCGCAAUCAAUGUCGCAAGGCUCAAUCCCCUAUCCACCCCAAGCUUCUUCUCGAGGGUCCUUAUUGUCAUUCCGAGCCACUGUACGCAUUCAACACCAUUCUCAUCGUUUUCGGUAGAACGGGUAUUGCCGCAGCGGUGCCGUAUCUUCUGGAUCACAUCCAGCGUGUGAAAGAGGGCAAGACCAAGACCACAAGAAUCCAACUUGUGUGGUCUGUUCGACAGCGAGAGAUCUUCGAUGAUGUCUUCAGUGAGCAGUUAGCCCAUGUUCUCGAGCAUCCCGAUAUCACAACAACACUUUUCUGUACCCGUCUUACAUCUGUGGAAGCUAAGUCGGAUUCCGACAUCAGUGCCUCCAAGGAAGUUUCCCCGACUGUUGCUUCUGUGGGCGAGACCAAAGCCUCGGGUACCGUGUCACCCACCAGCAGUGGUGCAAGUGCUCAGUUCAUGCCCGGUCGUCCCAACAUUCGGGUUACUAUUGCCACUGAGGUGAACGAAGCUCGUAAUAGUUCCACCAACCUGGGUGUUCUAACCUGUGGCCCCGCCCAGAUGGCCGACGAGUGCCGUAGUUCUUUAUUUGACGCCAUGAGGAGGGGAUUCCAGGACAUUGACUAUUUUGAGGAGGCAUUCGAAUGGUAA
Molecule: messenger RNA, 2043 nt
Organism: Penicillium malachiteum
Lineage: Eukaryota; Fungi; Ascomycota; Eurotiomycetes; Eurotiales; Aspergillaceae
Product: ferric reductase family protein
Exons: 7
Coding region: 1-2043 (680 amino acids)
Biological process (GO): iron ion transport; intracellular iron ion homeostasis; copper ion import
Cellular component (GO): plasma membrane
Molecular function (GO): ferric-chelate reductase activity
Source: RefSeq, a predicted model, not a curated record